Calliphora vicina (urban bluebottle blowfly) is the source of this 2866-nucleotide messenger RNA. RefSeq names its product probable sodium/potassium/calcium exchanger CG1090. Lineage: Eukaryota; Metazoa; Arthropoda; Insecta; Diptera; Calliphoridae. The transcript has 7 exons. Gene Ontology annotation, cellular component: plasma membrane. Bases 687 to 2615 code for a protein of 642 amino acids. Gene Ontology annotation, molecular function: calcium channel activity; calcium, potassium:sodium antiporter activity. Gene Ontology annotation, biological process: calcium ion transmembrane transport; intracellular calcium ion homeostasis. The record is from RefSeq and is a predicted model, not a curated record.
AUAGUGAAAUUGAAAAAAAGAAAAUGAUGGAAAAAAGUGAAUAUUUAAAUCAAGUGUGAAUGAAGUAUAUGUAUAUGUAAUAUGUAUAUAGAAAUUUAAAGAAAAAUGUAUAAGUGUGUUUGUAUGUUAUAGAAAAAAAAGAAAGAAACCAACAACAGCCAUAAAACAAAUUUCAAUUAAAUUUGGUAUGACGAUUUCUAUGAUUUCCAAAAACAACAGCAACAACAACAGCUAAAAUAGCAGCAGCAACAACAAAAACAACAUACCUACACAACGUAACUAACUACGCUCGUAUAUAAAUACUUACGUAUAUAUUUUCGUCUGUAUCUAUUUUCCAAAAAAAAAAAAAGUUUCUCAAAAAAAAACUACGAAAAAAAGGCAACAACAUCGUUCUACCAGAAAAAUUACCACCCACAGUAAUAAGCAACGGGAUUACGUGUGAAAAAUUAUUUUAGAUUUGUUAACAUUUGCCAAGACCGAGACAAAAAAAAUAAAAAAAAUCAAGAAAAACUACUACUGCUGCUGCUACUGCUGCACUACUUGGUGACAGUGGUGAAUUCAAGUUAAGCCUCCCCAAAGGAUACAGCAACACUCACUACUACCACAACUACUGCUGCUACUCAUCAUUCAUUCAGUCAGUCAGUCAGUCAGACACUCACUCAACAACUAAAUAACUAACGGACAAAAUGAUUAACUGCAGAAGAACAAGAAGAUCCCGGUUCUGGAAUAUGGGCAUAUUAUUCCUGAUAUACUAUUGUGUUACAGUCUACUCGGCCAAAAGUGGUGAGAGCACAGAGAAACCAUUUGAUGCGGGUAAUUUAGAGAAUGAAAAUGGUGAGGAAUACGACAGAUCAAUAGAAACCUCAACAGAACUGAAUGUAGAAACAGAGCUAAAUGUUGAAACCACCCAGGCUACAAUUCCUAUGGCCAAAGAAGCAGUUCCUACUUGGCGUCCAAAGCGAGAUAAUUGCACACCGCCAGCCAUAGAACAAUUUCCUCAGCCCUUAAUGAGCAAAUGGCUGAGAACACAUGGUGGUCUCAUCAUACACGUCCUGGUGGCCGUAUUCACCUUCUUUGGUUUGGCCAUUGUGUGUGAUGAGUAUUUUGUAGCCAGUUUGGAUAGAUUGUGUGAAGAACUGAAAUUGUCUCCUGAUGUGGCUGGUGCUACGUUUAUGGCUGCUGGCAGUUCGGCCCCUGAAUUGGCCACCGUUGUUAUUGGUGUGUUCUUUGCCAAAGAUGACAUUGGUAUUAGUGGUGUCAUUGGUUCGGCCGUUUUCAAUAUCAUGUUUGUCAUUUCCGUUUGUGCUUUAUGUUCCGGCACCGUUUGCCAACUCAAUUGGUGGCCUUUGGUGCGAGAUUGUUUCUUUUAUUGCAUUUCGAUAUUGGUCAUGUUGAUCAUCAUAUUCAAUGAUGUUAUAUCCUGUUUUGAAUCCGUGGUAAUGCUGUUAUUUUAUGUUGUUUACUGUGUCGCUUUGUGCUUCAACACUGAACUGGAACGCUGGGCCUUGUCUUUGAAUCUUCCCUUCAAACUUCCAACCAAAGAGGAACAAUCAUCGCUUGUAACCUACAAAAAUGUCCAAGAUAAUAACUACACGCAAGGCACUCAACAGCAGACUAAUUUGUCACAGGAGCCUAACGCCGCAUCCUCGUCAGAAAACCAGCAGCAACAAGAAUAUCAAAAUUAUACCGAUCCAAACGCCAGUUGGGAUCCAAAUGCAGCUUGGGGUGAAACUUCCGAUCCUGUGGGCGUCAGUGCUAGAUCCUCCGUUCAACCGGCGGCUGUAGACGAUUGGGGCAUGAGCCAAUACAAUGCUGGCCAAGGACAAGAGAACAUUGGCUACAAUCCCGAUCAACCCGAAUCGGUGGUCACACAAUCGCCUACCGGUGAUAAUGCACAAAAACCAGUGGUGGGUAAGCCACAGCCGGCCGCUGUGGAAUACUACAAGUCCAGCGAUAAAUCGAAGGAGUCAAGACCCAAUCCUCUGGAGCGUCCGACAACGGGAGGUUUACCAACACUGAUCUCCUGGUACGUCGUCUAUCCCAUACACUUCCUCUGCCAGAAAACCAUGCCCGACUGCCGCACCGAAAAAUAUCGCAAUUGGUAUCCCUUCACAUUUCUCAUCUCCAUGAUCUGGAUCUCAUUCUAUUCGUACUUUAUGGUUUGGAUGAUCACAGUCAUUGGCUCGACCUUAUCCAUACCGGACACGGUAAUGGGUCUGACCUUUGUUGCUGCUGGUGUUUCAGUUCCCGAUGCCCUAAGCUCAAUAGCCGUUAUCAAAGAGGGUUAUGGCGAUAUGGCCGUUUCAAAUGCAAUCGGCUCGAAUGUCUUUGAUAUCCUAGUGUGCUUAGGUCUUCCGUGGUUCAUACAAACAGCUAUCAUUAAGCCCGGCUCUCAUGUCAAUGUCAUUUCAAAAGGUUUGGCUUACUCAACACUGUCACUAUUCUCAACGGUUAUAUUUUUAUUACUGUCAACCCAUUUAAAUGGUUGGAAAUUGGAUAAACGCCUAGGCAUCAUACUGAUGGUGUGGUAUUUAUUAUUUAUAACUUUAGCCUCUCUGUAUGAGCUUAAUGUAUUUGGUUACAUGAAUCCACCAGAAUGUCCAAGUGAAUAUUAAAUUGGAAAUUAUUGCAACAGCAAUAACAAAAUGUAUACCAGAGCAUCCCACAAGUAUUUCAAUUAUAAAAAAAAAUAUUUAUUUAAAAAAAAUUAACACGAAAUGAAACAGAAAUAAGUAGGAACAAUUUGGAAGCUGUGUUUAAAAUUGCUUAAGGAAACAUUAGAUUUUAUUUUGAAUAAUUGAAAAUUAUAAAAUAUAAUUUAUGAUUCAAUUAACAAAUAAGUUUUUAAAUAUUUUUAAAAAAAAAA